Candidozyma duobushaemuli is the source of this 681-nucleotide messenger RNA. RefSeq lists its product as uncharacterized. The coding region runs from base 1 to 681 and encodes 226 amino acids. The transcript has a single exon. Lineage: Eukaryota; Fungi; Ascomycota; Pichiomycetes; Serinales; Metschnikowiaceae. The record is from RefSeq and is a predicted model, not a curated record.
AUGUCUCUUUCUCCAUUCUACGUGGCUCCCGCUUUGUUGCCCUUGGUUGUUGCAGCCAACUUGGGUGGUUUCGAUAACCCCGGAGAUUCUGGGGAAACCACGGCUGCUAAUGAAAACCAGAAUACGGAGAACACAAAUGCUAACACCGCCACAGCCAACACUGCAGCCACCGCUAACACAGCCAACACAGCUAAUACCGCCAACACAGCCAACACAGCAAAUACCGCUAACACAGCCAACACAGCAAAUACUGCAACAGCAAACACGGCUAACACAGCCAAUACUGAAACAGCUAACACAGCUAAUACAGCCACGGCUGAAACAGGCACUGCAACAGGUACAGCCACAGGUACCCUUGACACCAGAAUUGACACAGCCAACACCGCUCAAAGUGAAACACCUACUGAAACUGCGCUGAACACAGCUUUGGACUCAACCACUGGUGGUUCAGCCACAUUCAACAAGUGGGGCUUCACAGGCGACCAGUCUGUCUGGCAAGCCGAGACUGCUACUUCAGCUGUCUCUAAUUCCGGAUCCGAGUCCAAGUCCCAUACAGCUUCCAUUCUGGGUAACAAGACCUCUGGCGCUAUGAGAGUCGGAGGAGCCACAGAAAUCAGCUGGAAAACAACGGCUUUUAUCGGCGCAAUUGCCGCCUUGACUUUGGGACUCCACGCCCUUUGA